GUCCGCUAGGGUGCAUCUAACUUUAGAAACGCGGACGUGUCCAAGCGGUACUGUUUAUCUCGUAUAUAAAUUUCACCAAAAAUAGUACGGCACUAUACGGAACUCGAACGCAGAAUUAUUCCCCUGAAUAUGACGUCGCUGUAUUAACGCGUUUGCUGUAAUUCUCAUUCGCAUAGGUUCUUAUUUAUGGCUGAGAAGUGACAAGAACAUUGAACACACAAGGAUCAAGUAUGCGUUCUGUACGACUGCUGUCAGGAUAUGAUAUGCCCACUGUAGGACUAGGAACGUGGCAGUCUAAGCCAGAAGAAAUUGAAACUGCCGUGAGUAGCGCUCUAGAAUGUGGUUACAGACAUAUCGACACAGCGAGCAACUAUAACAAUGAAGAAGCUAUUGGCAACGCCUUGAAAAAGUGGUUCGAGAAAGGUGGCACCAGAGAAGAACUUUUUAUUACAACAAAGUUGCCUCACUUUGGCAAUCGACCCUCCGAUGUGGCAAAAUUUAUUAAAUUGUCAUUGGAGAAGCUUGGAUUGGAUUAUUUAGACAUGUAUCUCGUUCACAUGCCCUUUGCAUUUAAACUGGAUGAAGGAACACAUGCUGCGGCGACUGAUGAGGAUGGAAAUUACAUACUCGAUCUUGAUACAGAUCCUAUUUCAGUGUGGAAGGAAAUGGAGGAGCAAGUCAAGUUGGGACGUACCAAGUCUAUAGGUUUAAGUAACUUCAAUGAAGAACAAAUUUUGACUAUAUUGGAGAACGCACAAAUAAAACCGAGUAAUCUCCAGGUAGAAUUGCACGCGUACUUGCAGCAGAAAUCAAUUCGAGAAUUGUGCAAGAAGCACGAUAUCAUCGUGACAGGUUACAGUCCGCUGGGAUCUCCAGCUGCUAAGACACACUUCCGAACGAAAUAUAACUACAAUCUGGAUGAAUUUCCCGAUCUACUCAAUCAUCCGAUUGUUCAAAACAUCGCUGUGAAAUGUGAGAAAACAUCAGCGCAAGUUUUGUUGCGCUACUUACUGCAAUUGGGCAUCGUCAUUAUUCCUAAAAGCUCAUCCUCGGAAAGAAUUAAGUCAAAUAUCGAUCUGUUUGAUUUCGCUCUGACAGAGGAAGAUAUGAAACAGCUGAGUACUUUAGAUAAAAAUGCCAGUGGGAGGAUCUUCAACUUCUUAUUUUUCAAGGGGAUCGAGGAUCAUCCCCAUUAUCCGUUUAAAAGUGAACUUCCGCAAUUAUUAUAAAUUAACACGCAAGGAAUCGUUAGUUCGUAUUGAAAUA
Molecule: messenger RNA, 1266 nt
Organism: Dinoponera quadriceps
Lineage: Eukaryota; Metazoa; Arthropoda; Insecta; Hymenoptera; Formicidae
Product: alcohol dehydrogenase [NADP(+)]-like
Exons: 6
Coding region: 231-1229 (332 amino acids)
Cellular component (GO): cytosol
Molecular function (GO): aldose reductase (NADPH) activity
Source: RefSeq, a predicted model, not a curated record